AUGUUGUUCAAUAUCCUGAUCCUUUCUGCCCUUUCACUUCAAUUAUGUACAUGUUUCCACAUCAAGAGAAAUUUGAAUGGUUCAAAUGAUGUUAUCUGGGAUUAUUAUGAUGAUUCCAAGAAGGUUCAAGGUGUAUCAUUGGGUGGUUGGUUUGUGUUGGAGCCUUACAUUACUCCUUCAUUAUUUGAACAAUUUGGUGAUGAUGAAAAGAAAAUUCCUGUUGAUGAAUACACAUUCACUGAACAAUUAGGUAAAGAUGAAGCUCAGAAACAGUUAGACAAACAUUGGGCAACUUACUUUACUGAAAGUGAUUUCAAAGACAUCAAAGAUUACGGUUUAAAUUUGGUCAGAAUCCCAAUCGGUUAUUGGGCAUUUUAUCUAUUAGAAGAUGAUCCAUACGUUCAAGGUCAAGAACCUUAUUUGGAUAAGGCUUUGGAAUGGGCCAAACAGAAUGAUUUGAAAGUUUGGAUUGACUUGCAUGGUGUUCUAGGCUCUCAAAAUGGGUUUGAUAAUAGUGGUAAAAGAGGAAAUGUUACAUGGCAAGAUGAUGAAGAAAAUAUUGAGUUAUCUUACAAAACUUUGAACUAUAUCUUUGGUAAAUAUGGUGGUGAAAAUUUAACUGAUACUGUUAUUGGUAUUGAAAUUGUUAAUGAACCAUUCCAUUCAAAGUUGAAUGAAACUGAUAUGUUGGAUUUCUAUUACAAUUCUUAUUAUGAUUUCAGAAUUAAACAUAAUUCAAGAAAUUUCUUUCUGAUUCAAGAAGCUUUUGAGCCAAUUGGAUUUUGGAAUACCCAUCUCAAUAAUGAUUACACCAAUGUUUCCAAACCAUUCCUAAAUGAUGAAUUAUUAGAAGAAGGUGUCCCAAAGAACUAUUUCCAUGAUAUCGUUUUAGAUCAUCAUCAUUAUGAAGUUUUCACUGUGGAUCAACUUGAUAAAUCAGAAAAUGCGAGAAUUCAAGACAUUAAAAACUAUGGAGAGAGUGUUGCUAAAGAACAGGAGUAUCAUCCUUCAUUAGUUGGUGAGUGGUCAGGUGCUAUUACUGAUUGUGCUAAGUGGUUAAAUGGUGUUGGUACAGGGGCUAGAUAUGAUGGCACUUUUGAUGAAUCACAAUUGGUUAGAUCAAAUGCAAUUAAUGGUACUGCUGAAUCCCAAUUCAAAUUCAAAGAUAAAAAGAGAUCAUGUGAAAACGUUACAUUCGUUGAAGAUUUCUCUAAGCAACAUAAGGAAAAUAUCCGUAAGUUUAUUGAAAUUCAAUUACUCACCUAUGAAAACUCAAACUCAGGUUGGAUCUUUUGGAAUUAUAAAACCGAGAAUGCUAUUGAAUGGGAUUUCAAGAAACUUGUUGAACAUAAAUUGUUUCCUCAUCCUUUUAAUGAAUACAAAUAUUUCUAUGAGAAUGGUACUCAAAUUGUGGAAAGUGCUGCCUCUGGAAAUUCACAAAACUUGUUAUUCAUCACAUUAUCAGCUUUGUUAGUUUCAUUAUCAACAUUACUUUAG
This is a messenger RNA of Hansenula anomala, 1497 nucleotides long. Its product is annotated as glycoside hydrolase family 5 protein. The transcript has a single exon. Gene Ontology annotation, molecular function: glucan exo-1,3-beta-glucosidase activity. Gene Ontology annotation, cellular component: cell surface; extracellular region. Lineage: Eukaryota; Fungi; Ascomycota; Saccharomycetes; Phaffomycetales; Wickerhamomycetaceae. The record is from RefSeq and is a predicted model, not a curated record. Gene Ontology annotation, biological process: glucan catabolic process. The coding region runs from base 1 to 1497 and encodes 498 amino acids.